Indicator indicator is the source of this 1179-nucleotide messenger RNA. It is a transcript of the gene CAMLG, whose product is annotated as calcium modulating ligand. The transcript is spliced from 4 exons. Gene Ontology annotation, cellular component: GET complex. Lineage: Eukaryota; Metazoa; Chordata; Aves; Piciformes; Indicatoridae. The record is from RefSeq and is a predicted model, not a curated record. Bases 1 to 879 code for a protein of 292 amino acids. Gene Ontology annotation, biological process: tail-anchored membrane protein insertion into ER membrane.
AUGGAGGACGGCGACGGCGUGGGAGCGAACGCUGCGCCCUCGGGGCUCCCCGCCGGGCUCUCGGCCUCUCAGCGCCGAGCCGAGCUGCGGCGGAGGAAGCUGCUGAUGAACUCGGAGGAGCGAAUCAAUCGCAUCAUGGGCUUCCACCGCCCCGCGGCGGGCAAGGGUGAUGAAAGUCACACGGAAUCCAAGCUGCAGCUGGAACAGGAGAAAUCAAACUCCCUUCCCAUCCCUUCCGUUUCCAAGCGAAUUGUGCUUGGGGAUUCUGUCUGCCCCGGGGCAGGGCCAGCCGAGCAUGCAGGCAGCAUGCUAGACCUCAGAGGGGAGAAGGACUUGUUCAGUAAAGCUCCGGAGCUGGGCAGUGAGGGGCCAGGUGAGCUCCGGCACCGCGGCAGAGGGGACCUGCCGCCUGAAGCGGCCCCGCGGCCCCCUAGCCACGGGUUGGAGCAGUACUUGUCCAGGUUCGAUGAGGCCCUGAAGCUGAGGAACCAGCUGAUGCACGAGAAGCCGAGCCAGGAGAACGGGAAUGCUGCAGAGGAGUUCGACUCGUUCCGAGUUUUCCGGCUGGUGGGAUGCGCCCUGCUGGCCAUCGCCGUCAGGGCGUUCGUCUGUAAGUACCUGUCAAUAUUUGCACCAUUUCUUACUCUACAACUUGCUUACAUGGGGCUCUCCAAGUACUUUCCAAAGUGUGAGAAGAAGGUGAAAACCACAGUGCUGACUGCUGCUCUGCUGCUGUCUGGAAUCCCUGCAGAGGUGAUCAGUCGCUCCAUGGACACCUACAGCAAAAUGGGAGAUGUUUUCACAGAUCUCUGUGUUUACUUCUUCACUUUUAUCUUUUGCCAUGAACUGGUUCUGGUUUUUGGUUCUCAAGCACCCUGAUGGCUGUAGAGCUCAAUGCAGUAGUUACACUAAAGCUUUCUGGACCAUAUUCCUUUAAUGUCUGGCUGUGCAGACGGGUUAAACCUUUGUUAAAAUCCUUUGCCUGAUCGAAUGCUUGAGAGGAGCCUUGAAUCGAGGCAUGUUGGGAAAGGGUGAGCAGGGUCCCAGGCUCAGUUGUGUUGGUUCUGUUUAUUUAAAUGCUGUGUCUAUCUAUUACAAAUGUGAAGACUAAGAUGUGUCAGUGGAUGACUUGUUUGGUUUAGUUAGGUGAUGCUGUCUCAGCCUCCUUCAUAAACAUUC